UUGUGCAACAUUUUACAGCAAAUUUACAAGUGCAAAUGCAAUAAUGAGUGCCGACGAAGUUUUAGACAAAAACGACUUCUUUUUGCAUGAAAUCCCCAAUGUUAAAAUUAGCCAAGAAAAGCCUAAAGUUGUACGACCCCAUGUAAAGGAGGAAUUGCAGUUUGUCAAGCUAACAGAAAAUGUGCAGGAAAACAUUUUGGAUACCCUAACCUACAUUCAUGGACCUGAUUUUAAAUUGUCUGAGGCUUCAGCCUACGAGGAAAGUAAACUUAAUUUUGGCAAGAAAUUUUGGAUUGGAAGGGGCAGUUUAGUCGUCAAGGGGGUUGUAGAUUAUUCACAAAACAAGGAUAAACCCACUGAAGAAGAUGAUCGGCUUAGAGAAUUUGCCCUGUUAAGAUUACAAAGUUAUGGAUUUCAUACACCCCAUUGCCUUGAAGCUUUUGGAUACUGUAAUGGGAAUGUGGAAGAUGCUUUAUACCUUUUGUACAAUAAAUACAUGAAUACCACCCCAUUUGAGAUUACAGAUCAUAAUAUGUCAGAGGCAGAGUUAUUAGAGCAAAGAAUAGAUGAGAAAAGCUCGUUAGAGUCAAUAUACGAAAAACAAUUCAGUCAAAAAGUUGAUAAUGUGUGGGUUCUAACACUAAAAUUGGACUAUUUGAUAAAAAUGUUUCAUAAAAAGGAAGUAAAAAAGCCUGUAAACGUUAAGAAAAAAGAAAUGUGUAAAAACUUUGUUAGAGGUAACUGUAAGUUUGGUUACAAAUGUAGGUUUUCACACGAGGUAGAAAAAGUUGAACAAAACCCAAACUCCCAUCUAACAGAGUUUCAAUUCGACCUAGAAAUAAGAUUCCCUCCCAACACCAAAUACCCCUACGAACCCCCAAUGAUAUUCAUCAAAACAAACGCUGUGUUACCCCCUUUAGUCAAUUUACACAUAAGCAGAAGGUUGUACGAGGAAGCUAAAUUAUUAUCUCAAGACGGCAUUCCGUGCGUGUACACUGUAACAGAGUUGCUGCAAAAUGAGGAAGAGAUUAAGGAGCAUUUGAACUCGGAGGUGAAAUUUUUACUGCCAAAUCAGAAAUUGUUUCCCACCACUGCGCAGGAGAAUAAGAUUAUCAGGCCUUCUCAUUACAAAAAGGGCCGAACGAACCGAAGCCAGAAAAAACAGUUGACAAUCGAAGAAAUCUUGAUGGAAGACGCAAAAAUCGUCAAAAGUUUCGCGCAAAAAACGAAAGACCCGAAAUACGAACGGAUGAUGCAAAAUCGUAAAAGUUUACCGGCGUGGAGUCUGAAGAAGGAAAUCCUCAACACAAUUCAAAAGUUUCAAGUGGUAGUGGUCAGCGGAGAGACCGGGUGCGGUAAAAGCACCCAAAUCCCGCAGUUUAUUUUGGACGAGUGGAUGCAAAAUUACGACAACGAGAACAACAAGCACAUUGAAAUCGUGUGCACGCAGCCUAGAAGAAUUUCGGCCAUCGGCGUGGCCGAAAGGGUUGCCGAUGAACGUAUCGAAAAAAUAGGAAACACGGUGGGCUACCAGAUCAGGUUGGAGAGCAAAAUGUCCAUGAGCACCAGGUUGAGUUUUUGCACGACAGGUAUUUUGCUCAGGAGGUUGGAAGGCGAGCCUACGUUGCAAAACGUGACCCACAUAAUCGUGGACGAAGUGCACGAAAGGAGCGAGGAAAGCGAUUUUCUUUUACUCAUACUAAAGGAGCUUCUCCAAGUCCGUCCCGACCUCAAAGUGAUCCUCAUGAGCGCCACUUUGAACGCCGACUUGUUCUCGAACUAUUUCGGCGACAUUCCCGUAAUAGACAUUCCCGGAAGAACGUUCCCGGUCGAGCAGUAUUUCCUGGAAGAUAUCCUGGAAGCCACCGAUUAUGUGCUCGAAGACGGUUCGCAGUAUUCCAGGAAAAUCAGGAAGGAUCAGGAUUACAUUGACGCUCUGAUGGCCUCGAAUGAGAUCAAUUUUGCGAAUGCUAUGCCCAAGGAUAAUAUUAGGGAUGAGAGCUUGAGCAUAGCUCAAACUAUGGCCAGAUACCAAAAUUUCAGCACAAAAACGUGUAAAAACCUGUUCCUAAUGGACGUAGAAAAAAUUAACAACGAACUUAUAGAAUCAGUUUUACUGUGGAUCGUGUCCGGGGAUCAUGAUUACCCCAGAACCGGUUCAAUUUUAAUAUUUCUGCCUGGUAUAGCUGAAAUAACGAGUCUUCACGAGCAAUUGGAAACGCAUCCGGUGUUUGGUUUUAAGGCUGGGAAGUUCGUUUUGUUACCCUUGCACUCUUCCUUGACCAGCGAAGAACAAUCUGCCAUUUUCAGAAAACCGAAAAACAAUCAAAGAAAAAUCGUGAUAUCGACAAAUUUAGCGGAAACUUCAGUCACCAUAGACGACUGUGUUUUCGUAAUAGAUUCCGGGAAAAUGAAGGAAAAACAUUUCGACCCCAACAAAAAUAUGGAGAGCUUGGAAACCGUGUGGGUGACGAGAGCCAACGCUCUACAAAGAAAAGGUAGAGCCGGUCGCGUUAUGCCAGGGGUCUGCGUACAUCUCUACACAAGUCACAGGUUUCAUCAUCACAUGCUACCUCAGCCUGUACCCGAAAUACACCGGAUACCUUUGGAACAAUUAAUAUUGAACAUCAAGAUUUUACCGAACUUUGAGGACAGAGAUGCCAGCGCAGUUCUGGGCUCUUUCAUCGAACCUCCAGUAUUAGAAAACAUAUCCACGGCGAUGAAGCGUUUGCAGGACGUCGGGGCUCUAAACAAAUCCUUCGAUUUGACAGCUCUGGGCCACCAUUUGGCCGCCUUGCCCGUAGACGUGAGAGUGGGAAAGUUGAUGCUCUACGGCUCGAUUUUCGGCUGCAUAGACUCGGCUCUGACGAUCGCAGCCUGCUUGAGCUUCAAGAGCCCGUUCGUGUCGCCGUUCGGUAAAAGGGACGAAGCUGACGCGAAGAAGAAGAAGUUCGCCGUGGGCUGCAGCGAUCACAUCACCAUGUGGAAUGCCUACAAGAAAUGGUUGACCGUGUACAAAAAGAGCCCGUUUGCCGGUAGAAAUUUCGCUGGCGAAAAUUUCCUAUCACAAAAAACAAUGGUAACCAUCGCCGAUAUAAAACAUCAGUUUUUGGAGCUACUAGUCGAUAUCGGGUUCGUGCCGAUCGAUUUGGGCGGUAGAAAGAAACCCGGUCAAGACAACGUACUGGAACUGACUGGAUCUGAGUUGAACAAAAAUGGGGAGAAUUUUAGAUUGCUUUCCUCGAUUAUUUGUGCGGCUCUGUACCCCAACAUCAUCAAGGUUCUAACUCCCUCGAAGAGUUUUAUAAUGAGCUCUGCAGGUGCUGUCCCCAAGGAACACAAUCCCAAGGACUUGAAGUUUCUUACUAAGCAAGAAAAUGUUUUCAUGCAUCCAAGUUCUGUGAAUUACACCGUGACCAGUUACGCGAGCUUAUUCCUGGUGUACCAAGAAAAAGUGAAGACGAGCAAGGUUUACUUCAGGGACUGUACCAUGGUGCCCAUCAUCCCGCUGGUGCUUUUCGCCGGUUUCGAUUUAAACAUUUCCGUUCAAAACGAGGUUACGUUCAUCAGCUUGGAGGACGGCUGGAUCGUGUUGCAAGUGGAGGAACACAAGAUUGCUGAAAUGAUGAAAAUGAUGCGCAUAGAAUUAUUUGACUUGUUGGAAGAAAAAAUAAAGGACCCCUUAUUAAACUUAAUGCAUCAUAAUAAGGGAGAGAAGGUUAUAUCGACAAUACUUAACAUGAUAAAUUUGUAGAAUGUCUAAAUUAUUAUAAGAUAUUUAAACAAAUUAGUGUUAAUUUAUUUAUUUGUGAAGAA
This is a messenger RNA of Brassicogethes aeneus, 3816 nucleotides long. NCBI's taxonomy places the organism in Eukaryota, Metazoa, Arthropoda, Insecta, Coleoptera, Nitidulidae. The record is from the annotation of a GenBank genome assembly.